Messenger RNA from Maylandia zebra (zebra mbuna), 682 nucleotides. Lineage: Eukaryota; Metazoa; Chordata; Actinopteri; Cichliformes; Cichlidae. The record is from RefSeq and is a predicted model, not a curated record.
AGGGAAGUGGUGAAGCUGAAGGUGUCACUCUGCUGCCAGUCGUCGUCCCGACAACAUGAAGACUUCAUCUGUGUCUCUGCUCCUCGGUGUGUGUGUGCUGCUGCUGUCUGCACUGACUGUUUGUGCAGUCUCUCUGAGCGUCAGUCCAAACCUUCAGCAGUUCUUCACAGCAGCCUCAGUGUCUCUGACAUGUGACGGUCAGCUGGGCUCUGAUGGAUGGACGGUGAAGAGGGACACAGGAAGUGCGACUGAGUCAUGUGGAGCAGGUGGGCGGGGCUUUGGGAGGAUAAAUGGUCCAUCCUGUUUGUUUGAUGAGUUCAAGCCAAUCAGUGGAGUUUACUGGUGUGAAGGUGAAGCUGGAGAGAAGAGUGAAGAAGUCAACAUCACUGUAUCAGAUAAACAUGUGAUCCUGGAGAUCCCUGCACUUCCUGUGAGGACAGGAAGUGAUGUCACACUACGCUGUAAAAAGAAAAUUGGUGGCACAGCUGCAGCUUAUUUCUACUUUAAUGGACGUCCUGUUGGACCUAAAUCAGAGCACAUAAUCACCAUUAACGUGCAGCAGUCUGAUGAAGGUCUGUAUUGGUGUUCUACUGAUGAGUUUGGAUCAUCUCCUCAGAGCUUUCUGAGGGUCCUCCAACCACAGCCUCCGUUACAACAACAAAAGAAGAAACAACAACCAUAA